Penaeus vannamei (Pacific white shrimp) is the source of this 1685-nucleotide messenger RNA. The record is from RefSeq and is a predicted model, not a curated record. Lineage: Eukaryota; Metazoa; Arthropoda; Malacostraca; Decapoda; Penaeidae.
AUGUCGUGGAGGGGGAGGUUCCUUAAGAUCUUCAGCGCUCACGGGAAUCUCUCGAUUUUUAAUCUCCCUUUUCUCAUCUCCCCCUCGUUUUUAUCUCCCCCGCCAGGCAUCAUCCUCUCCUUCGUCAUCUUCCUCUCGAUCUUCGGCAACGUCCUCGUCUGCGUUGCCGUCUACACCGACCGCAACCUCCGCAAGAUCGGCAACCUCUUCGUCGUCUCCCUGGCCAUCGCUGACCUCUUCGUCGCCUGCGUGGUCAUGACCUUCGCCCUCGUCAAUGACCUCCUCGGCUACUGGCCUUUCGGUCCCAAGUACUGCGAUAUCUGGAUCGCCUUUGAUGUUAUGUGCUCCACGGCUUCCAUUGUCAACCUCUGCGCUAUCAGUCUCGAUAGAUAUAUUCACAUAAAGGAUCCGCUGAGAUACGGUCGCUGGAUGACCAAGAGGAUUGUCACCAUGGCCAUCGGGGCGAUCUGGCUGCUGAGCGCCCUCGUGUCCUUCCUGCCCAUCAACCUGGAGCUGCACCGUCCGGACGCAGACAAAGCUACUCACGUAGCCGGCGAGGAGCAGUGCGCCCUGGAUCUGAGUCCCGCUUAUGCUGUGGUGUCUUCGUGCAUCAGCUUCUUCCUGCCCUGUUGCGUGAUGGUGGGCAUCUACUCGCGCCUGUACCUCUAUGCCAAGAGACACGUCGAGUCCAUCAAGGCCCUGGUGAGACCGGUCACCCUCGGCUCCCUCGAGGGCGACACCUCAAGGCCGACCAAAGUAGCGGCACCGUGCCACGUGUCGGAGUCCAAGGCGGCGACCACCGUGGGCAUCAUCGUGGGCACCUUCCUCACCUGCUGGGUACCCUUCUUCUGCGUCAACAUCGCCGCUGCCUUCUGCAAGACCUGUAUUCCUGACAUCGUUUUUAAGGUGCUGACAUGGUUCGGAUACACCAAUUCUUCCUUCAACCCUAUAAUCUACAGUAUUUUCAACCAGGAGUUCCAGGAAGCUUUCACCAGGAUUCUCACGUUUCGGUGUCGUCCUUGUCCGUCCUAUGGAGAUGGCUUCAGUUCCUCCUCCUCCUACGCCGCCACCCCGGCCUGCUUCUGCUCGCCGUGUUGCAGGUGCUGUGUACCUCAGAAACGCCGUCCAGGGAGGAGCGCAGCAGGAGGCCCCGGCGGCGGCUCCGGCUACUUGGACAUUCCCCGCCACCACCAGAACGGCUCCUCGACGGCGCUGACUGAGUACACCGUGUUGGACGCCGCCGCCACGCCCCGCUUCUCGCACGACCGCUCCAGGGCUUCGUCGGGAGAGCGCUGCCUCAUCCUGGAGCAGAUUUCAGCGAUAUGAUUUUAGGGCGGGGCUAGAAAGGAUGGGGAAAAAAUGUGGAAAAUACGUUUGAAGUGUGGGGGUUAGAGAGAAGGGGAAAAUGGAAAUGGAAAGGAAAACAGAAGUUACUUGAAGUGUGGGGUUAGAGAGAAGGGGAAAAAUGGAAAAAUGGAAAGGAAAACAGAAGUUACUUGAAGUGUGGGGUUCGAAAGAAGGGGAAAAUGGAAAAGGAAAUGAUAACAAGUUAUUUGAAGCGCGAGGUUAGAAAGGAAGGGAAAAAUGGAAAUGAAAACAAAUUCAUUGAAGUGAGGGGUUAGAAAGAAGCAAAAAAUGGAAAUGAAAACAGAAGUUCAGUGAAGUGAGGGGUUAGAAAGAAAGAA